Messenger RNA from Necator americanus (New World hookworm), 294 nucleotides. RefSeq lists its product as uncharacterized. NCBI's taxonomy places the organism in Eukaryota, Metazoa, Nematoda, Chromadorea, Rhabditida, Ancylostomatidae. The record is from RefSeq and is a predicted model, not a curated record. The coding region runs from base 1 to 294 and encodes 97 amino acids. The transcript has a single exon.
AUGAGAGAUGCGUGGGUUGCAUUCGCACCCGUCAGGGAAGCUACGGACCAACUGACGGCGCAAGAUGUUCGUGCCCAUCUGUUCGACUCGACAUUUCUUCCAGCGCUCUGUUACGCAGCGGAGACGUGGAUAGACACUGGGGCCACGUCUAGGAAGCUACUCACCACCCACGGAGUCCUUGAAAAAUGUUUUCUGAAGCGUGCAAAACACCUAGCCGGUCUUCGCAGCUCCGACUCAAGAACAGUGCCCAGUCACGACCCAGCAGAAUACAUAUCGAAAGCAAAGGAUAGAUGA